AUGGCUCUGGUCAAACGAAUAACAGAGUACCGACCACGACACGCUGCCGUGGCAGAGAUUCCAGACCCGCCAUCGACCUCGCAUCAGUUCUCAAACAACUUUGUCUCAACCCAGUAUCUCAUGACUCGAACGUCGCCCAUCCGACCCUACCCCAAGCUGGACACCGACUCUGUCACUCCCCAGCUGCCCAGUGACGAGCUGGGAUGCGUGGCCCUGCUCAAAGAAUGGAGCUUCUACGACGUGUCCUACGUCAACAAGGACGAAGCCAUCCGACCCCCUUCUCCCCCCUUUGACACAAAACGAGGAGUCGCAAACACAAAAACCCCCAACGGCCACUCGUCGCGUACAAACAGCAUGGGCUCGCGCUCCGUGUCAUCCACAGAGGAUGCCAAUUCGCUCUACUCCCACCCCCUCACGCGACACACCUCCGUGACCUCCUCCACGUCCGUGUCUCCCAACAAUCACCAGUACUACAAGCAGAGCCUUCCCCCGCUACCAAGCGACACAAACAGCACCGACCGAGAGCAGCCUCCUUCGCGACCGGCCUCUGUGUCCACCUCUUUUGCAUCUUUCCCCCGGCCCCAGCAGCUGUCUGAGCUGGCCACCUCUCUCGCUCGAGCUCCUGCAAUGUCCACUUCCGCCAUUGAGCAGCAACCUGAGUCCCCCACAUCCACAGAACUGCUGGAACCCUGCAUCCCCCCCAUGGUACCCUAUUCGUACCACCCCCGCAUCUACGGCUCGGACACCCCUCCCCAGGUGUACGGCCACUCAUCUACUACCGUUGGCGCCAAGAUCUUCUCGUUUGGAGGCACCAACGGCGCGCAGUGCACAAACGACAUGUACUGCUUCAACACAGACGCUCACACGCUCAAGAAGAUCGACCGUAGUGUGCGUCCCGAGGUCAUGAGAACUGUUCCUCGAGCCGCAUACAGACGUCGGUCCUUCAAUCGUACCGAGACCGACGGUCCUGCCACCAACACCACCUCGACAGUGAAGCCUGCUCCCCGAAAGUUCCACACCGGAACCACAAAGUACAUUUCUCUCGUGCCUGGCGUCCCCAAGCGACACGGUGGCGUAGACAUUUUCUACUUUGGAGGCGGCGACGAUACCCAAUGCUUCAACGACGCCUUUCUGUUCAACACUCGAACGCAUCUGUUCCGAAAGGUGGCCGACGGGGCCUCCGAAACGCGACCUGCUCCUCGACAGGGCCAUGUGACUAUCAACCGAGGCGUAUACUUUUACGUUCAUGGCGGUCACAACCCCUUCACCGGCGAGACAUUCAACGACAUGUGGCGGUUCGACACUGUGAGUAACAAGUGGUCCGAGGUUGUCUACCAGACCCCCCAGGAGGCUCACCCUGCCGCAGCCUAUCACGAUGGUUGUUUCUGCGAGCGAGAGGGCUACUUUUUGUUCUACGGUGGCCGGUACGAGGACGGAACCGUGUGUUCGCAGAUGACCCGGUUCUAUCCCGAAACCACCUCGUGGUCUCCCGUGCCCGUCUUCAUCUACAACAAGUUCACCGGCCAGGGCAUGCGAGUGUCUCUGGGCCGAUACGGACACAAGAUUAUGAACGGCGGCAAGUGGGUUUACAUUCUGGGAGGCGACAAUGGCGACGGCCAGGUGACGGACAUGUGGGUCUUUUCGCUAUCCACUGGUGUCAUGAUCCGGUCUUGUUAUUACGGCGUUCUUCUCAAGGGUCUGUCUCAUCACACGACAGCCUUUUGCGACGGGCGUCUUUACUUUUUUGGAGGACUCAACACCUCAGCUGAACGGCCCGAGGUGGUUUGUGAGAUUCGAUGCAUCGAGCUGCCUCUAUCUGGCACCUGUAUGAAGGAGGAAGAUUAG
Yarrowia lipolytica CLIB122 is the source of this 1845-nucleotide messenger RNA. RefSeq lists its product as uncharacterized. Gene Ontology annotation, biological process: regulation of cell shape. The record is from RefSeq and is a predicted model, not a curated record. Gene Ontology annotation, molecular function: protein binding. Gene Ontology annotation, cellular component: cell cortex of cell tip. NCBI's taxonomy places the organism in Eukaryota, Fungi, Ascomycota, Dipodascomycetes, Dipodascales.